AUGCCGAAUAAUACGAAAGUCGAUACACCAGCAAAGAAAGUUUCUACUCAACCAAGUAUACAAAUGAAUAAUACCAUCACUUUAGCUGAUAUUAUGAAGAAAUUGAAAACUAUGGAAGAUUCUCAAAAUAACAAGUACAAAUCAAUCAAUGAUAAACUAAUUAGCUAUGAAAGUAAGAUUAAUAUCAUUAAUAAUUCACUUGAUGGCAUAUUGUCGGCUAUCAGUAUUUUAAGAGACGAAAAUGCAACUCUAAAAGACGAAAUAAGUAGCCUGCACAACAAAAUUACUAUUCUCGAAUCCACGAGUAAUGUUAAUUGUACUUUGUCGUCAGAUGAAGUAAUAAACGAAGCACAAAAUAGAUUAGUCAAAAGUAAAAAUAUUAUGGUAUUUAAUAUCUUAGAAUUGCCAAAUGAAUCAGAUAAUACGACCUCUUUAUCAGUUGCAAAAGAACUGUUGUUAGAUCUUGCGCUUGAUCUUGACAUUAUCCAAGCCAAACGCAUUGGUAAUGCUCGCUCUGGUGGACGGCCUUUACUUUUAAAAUUCAAUGAUGCUAAUGAAUCUAGACUAUUAUUAAGAAAUAAAUCCAAGCUCCGCUCACUUGAAAAAUGGAAAAAUGUAUGGGUAAAUGCCGACCUGACCCAAUAUCAACAAGUACAAAUUAAAUCGUUAAGAAAUAUACUCCAGCAGAAACGCGCAGACGGUGAUUUUAAUUCAAUUAUUAAAUAUGUUAAUGGUGUGCCAAAGAUCGUCUCAAAAAACUAA
Messenger RNA from Macrosiphum euphorbiae (potato aphid), 762 nucleotides. The record is from the annotation of a GenBank genome assembly. NCBI's taxonomy places the organism in Eukaryota, Metazoa, Arthropoda, Insecta, Hemiptera, Aphididae.